Amphiprion ocellaris (clown anemonefish) is the source of this 4223-nucleotide messenger RNA. It is a transcript of the gene kiss1rb, whose product is annotated as KISS1 receptor b. Gene Ontology annotation, biological process: neuropeptide signaling pathway. The transcript has 10 exons. NCBI's taxonomy places the organism in Eukaryota, Metazoa, Chordata, Actinopteri, Pomacentridae. Gene Ontology annotation, cellular component: membrane. Gene Ontology annotation, molecular function: G protein-coupled peptide receptor activity. The record is from RefSeq and is a predicted model, not a curated record. Bases 2133 to 3242 code for a protein of 369 amino acids.
GUUGUCAGUAGAAUCUUUAUCAUAGUUGCCAUGGAGACAGCACAGUUGUCAGAUUCUGUGUCAGUGAAGCAUCAUGAUGGAGGCUGAUCAGCUGUUGUCCCCUCUGAUCAGCUGACUUCAGGCAGAGGGAGAAGGAGGUUUUUUGGGGGUCAUGGAUAAUCUAAGUAAGGAUGGAGAUUCUGACAGAGGAGAAUUUCAUGGCCUGAAGAUUUCAGACCUGAUAAAGGCUUUGGCUGAGUGGAAAUCACCGCCUUGUGCCACCACUGACCCCCGCCUCACCAGCACCACCUCCAUCCUGAGGAAAACAGUGGCAGGGAAUUCUUACAUCCACGGUAGCUUUAGAUCCAGAGCCGUCCUCCCUGAAAACAUCAAGCAGCUCUCCCAGUGUCAGUUCAAGAGGCGAGAUUAUCUAAGUGAAAGUUUAUCUGCUGCAGUAACUGAUCCUGCUUCCAUCACUGCAGUGGCCUCAUCUCAGGAGGAACAACGGCAACACAGUUUAACCCCAUCAAAUCCUGUCUUUCCUGCACAUGUGGCGGAAGAAUCUAAAAUGUUUUCCUCAGAGUCAAUCCUCUGUGUUGGAGAGCAGAUUACAAAGCCGGAGCUAGUGCAUGCUUGGAACAAACAGCAGUCCUGUGAAGCACAAUGGAUGCUGCCUCAACAGGUUCUCCCACCUGGGCCGACCAAUGAGUGGUUCUUUGAGGACUUGACGGACCUCCAGAGGAAGCUGUUUUUAGGUGCCUCAAAGAAAUCUGGAGUCCCAGGGACCUCUCAGAUAGAAGGAAAAACUACACGCCACCCCUGAUCUUUGCUGCCCAGUUGAAGAAUAUUAAAAGAACAAACAAGAUAAAAAUCCAACUGAAACGGCAGAAAUAGUUUGUGGCAGACUGAUCAUUGUUCCAGAACUGACAACUAAAAACUUGUAUUUAACUGAAGAGUUGAAAACCACAUAGAAAUUCACAAUGCAGAAAAUGAAAAACGCUAAUAAAAAACUGUUUUCUUUUCAACACAUUUCCAAAGUAAGAUCAUCUUCAGCAAAAGACAAAAAUCCAUUAUGUGCUCUAUGUGCAUAAAGCAAAUGGAACUGUUUUUUUUCACAGCAAUACAUUGAGAAAAGCCAAACAUUUAAGUGAGAUUCCACAAGUCCAAAGAUGCUUCCAAAUUUUGUUUAAAUAUAUGGAGAGUAAUAUGUGAUCUUAAAAAAAAAAAAAAAAAAAAUAGAGAAAAAAAGAGAACAACUAGGAGCAACUGUGAUCGAAGUAUCCUGAUUUGUAGAGACAUCUCAGCACAUUUAAGCCCAGAUUCUGGGCAUACAAGCUACAGAUCUUUUUACAUACAAGCACAAUUCCUCUAAAAAAUUUGUUUACAUUUAUUUUUAGUUUGAGAAAAUAAAAUAUGUCAAAUGAUUUUAUAUGUUGGAUGGUCAGGAACAGCAACUGCAAAACCAACGAACAUUACCUUUGCACACUUCACUCUCCACACGUAUCACGUUGUGAAAUUAGCAGGUUUUCCACUUGUUGCUUGGCAGCUGGUUCAGUGAAGGAUGUAAUGACAGCUUUAAAAGCUGUUUGUUGUGCUGGAAGUGAGGAGAAAUCAAUCUGUACUGUCACUGCGACCCUGAACCACCUCGACGAGACACUCUGGUGUGUGGUAGAAGUCAAUAUGAUUUCACAGACAAUAGUCACUAUUUGACUUUUGUCACAUCCAAGACUAACAAUAUAUUUGUUAUAGAUUUGUUUGGUCAGUUUGUCAGGCUCCUCUCUACACUUCCAGACUUGGCUCGGCUGCUCAGAGCUGCAGUUUGAGCUGCAGCAGACACUGACUGAAUGUUAACAUGAUGAUUAGCAACAACUUGAUUCGAAUCCAGCUGCAGUCAUUUUACAGGGGCAACCAGUCCUGGGUAAUUACACAUAAUGAUGAAGAUUUGGCUUAGAACUCACUCUGACGUUCUCACCUAAAAAGCUAAAUGACUCCGACCUCCAGACACCCCCGCUGCCCCCACCCCACCAGCUCUGCUGGUUUAUAACAGUGCUUUCAUCUCAGACCUGCAGACAGACCAACAGCAGCCCAUCGCAGACCAACAUAGUGAGCAGAGAGACACAACACAGAAACAUUCUUGGCUUUGGUUUGUGAAGAUGAUUGCAGACUCAGCAGCCAAUCACGAUCCAGACUGUGGCUCUGUAUGCAACGAGUCCUCAGCUCUGGAGGGUCAGGGACCACCGGUGCUGGUCGACGCCUGGCUGGUCCCCACUUUCUUCAGCCUCAUCAUGCUGGUCGGUCUGGUCGGGAACUCGCUGGUCAUCCAUGUGGUCACCAAGCACCAGCAGAUGAAGACCGUCACCAAUUUCUACAUAGUAAAUCUGGCUACGACCGAUAUCCUGUUCCUGGUCUGCUGUGUGCCCUUCACUGCCACACUUUACCCAUUGCCCAGCUGGAUCUUUGGAGAGUUUAUGUGCCGACUGGUGAACUACCUUCAGCAAGUGACUGCACAGGCGACUUGUAUCACUCUGUCAGCUAUGAGUGUUGAUCGCUGCUACGUGACCGUUUAUCCCCUGCAGUCACUGCGACACCGAACGCCCCGCAUGGCUCUGGCCGUCUCUGUGUCCAUCUGGAUAGGCUCCUUGCUCUUGUCCAUCCCUGUAGCCGUUUACCAGCGUCUGGAGGCCGGUUACUGGUUUGGUCCUCAGACGUACUGCACCGAGGUUUUCCCUUCAGCUCGCCUCCAGAGAGCCUUCAUCAUCUACAGCUUCCUGGCCGUCUACCUGCUGCCUCUGCUCACCAUCACCGCCUGCUACGCCUUCAUGCUCAAGCGCAUGGGCCAGUCCAGCGUGAAUCCCAUCGACAGCAGCUACCAACUCCAGGCUCAGGCAGAGCGAGCAGCAGCAGUGAGGGCGAGAGUCUCCCGGAUGGUGGUGGUGAUGGUGGUCCUGUUCCUCAUCUGCUGGGGGCCCAUCCAGGUCUGCAUCCUCCUGCAAGCUUUCGGCCUCCGCAGUUACAUUCUGUACAAGCUGAAGAUCUGGGGUCACUGCAUGUCUUACUCCAACUCCUCCGUCAACCCGCUGGUUUACGCUUUCAUGGGCAACAACUUCAGGAAGGCCUUCAGGAACGCCUUCCCCACCAUGUUUCUGUGGCGUUCGAGGGCGAGAGUCAGGGUGGGAAACCUGGACGCAGAGGACGGGGGAGAGAUGGAUCCGCAGGCACCCAAAGGAGAAGACGAGAUGCACUUUCUUUCAUCUGGCUCCUAAAGGCCACACGGGGCGUUCGGACACUGUGCACUCAUUGCUUAUUUAUGGUACGUUGUGGAGAUGAGAGGAGUCAGCUCAGUGUGAUUUAUGUGCAAAGGCAAACACACACAUACACAGUUGUGUUUCUGCGGCUUCAGAGGGAAUUACAUUGACCUACAUUCAUUUCCUGAAGACUUACUCUAACCUUGACCAUAACUAGUAUUUGCUAUACUUUAACCUUUAAACACAUCUUUACCUUAAAAUGUAAUGAUUUGCAUUAUGGAGACUCGUUUUUGUCCCAUAAUGUAAUUGUAUAAAGUAAAUGAGUAAAGAGAUAUAGGUCACAGCAACAAAAAAUAUCCACCCACAGGCACACAAACACACACUGUGUAGUGAUUCCUGCCAUGUGAUCUCUUAAAAUGGACAAACCAGUCAGGUGCCUCUCGUGACCAGCACGAGCUACUGAAAUACAAUUAUGUUUGUCACAUUUUUCCAGAUUUGGUGGACCAGUGCACUCAAUUUGUCAGGUUGAGCUCGCUCUUGCUUUUAGCUUCUUUGCAGCUUCUGGUGAAGGUGACGAAAAAACGGGACAAAAGAAAAGCUGUACAGGACAACAACUGUAACUCUGGAUCCUUUGUGGACAGCAACAUCACUAAUUUGAAUUAUUUAAAGACUCUCUCCUGCAAAAAUCAAGUUGUUUUACCUUGUUACAGUGUCCAUAUGGUGCUGGAAGACAUAUCAUAAGCAAAAUAAGCAGUCUGUGCCAUAAAAGUGAAAUGCAGGGUAUCGAUGGCAAUCUCAAAAACACAGAAUUACACUUCUGAGGAACAAAUCUAUCCAAACUGCAGAGAUUAUUUUAAUGGAAAACCUUAGAUAGAUACUUUAUUCAUCCCAUUUGGGAAAUUCAAGGUGUCACACAUGUUACAAAUAAGAAAAAGAAGAAGACAAAAAAAAUUGUGUUGGUAGAAGAAAUAAGGUUCAUUAUUGUGCUGGUAUUUACAA